CAUCAAGCCGCAAGGUUUGAUGACGUGUAUUCUGUGCGCUGCCCAUGCGCGGUCGCACUUGUCUCCGGCAGGGCCAGUCAUUGAGUGACAGCGGAUCCCGGGGAGCCGGCGGCGGAGGCGCAAUGACUCUCUUUCACUUCGGCAACUGUUUCGCCCUGGCCUAUUUCCCCUACUUCAUUACGUACAAGUGCAGCGGCCUCUCCGAGUACAACGCCUUCUGGAGGUGCGUCCAGGCCGGGGCCACUUACCUGUGUGUUCAGCUGUGUAAGAUGCUGUUUCUUGCAACAUUCUUUCCUACUUGGGAGGGGGCUGCUGGUGCCUAUGACUUUAUUGGGGAGUUUAUGAAGGCCACAGUCGACCUCGCAGACUUGCUGGGGCUCCAUUUAGUUAUGUCCCGAAAUGCAGGAAAGGGAGAGUACAAGAUCAUGGUAGCGGCUAUGGGCUGGGCCACUGCUGAACUUGUCAUGUCGAGGUGUCUCCCCCUGUGGGUCGGAGCAAGAGGGAUAGAGUUUGACUGGAAAUACAUUCAGAUGAGCAUCGACUCCAACAUCAGCUUGGUACAUUACAUGGCUGUAGCUGCUCUCGUCUGGAUGUGGACUCGCUACGACCUCCCCACAUAUUACCGACUCCCCGUUACUGUGUUGCUGGGGCUCAGCAUGUAUAAAGCCUUCCUUAUGGACUGCUUUGUACACAUGUUUAUCAUGGGGAGCUGGACGGCACUUCUCCUGAAAGCCGUGAUCACCGGGGUCCUGUCUCUGAGCUGCUUGACUCUCUUUGUCAGUCUCGUUCAUGGAAACUGAGUCUGUUGUGACUCCUCCCCUUGCGUCUCCGGAUAAACCAAUGACUGUGCCGGUGGACUCGACUUUGACGUAAAUUAAUUUUGUACAAACUUUAUAUGGAAUAAAGAAGUGGACCACGAGCCAGA
This is a messenger RNA of Xenopus laevis (African clawed frog), 925 nucleotides long. It is a transcript of the gene tmem147.L, whose product is annotated as transmembrane protein 147 L homeolog. The record is from RefSeq and is a predicted model, not a curated record. Gene Ontology annotation, cellular component: plasma membrane; endoplasmic reticulum membrane. NCBI's taxonomy places the organism in Eukaryota, Metazoa, Chordata, Amphibia, Anura, Pipidae. Bases 45 to 800 code for a protein of 251 amino acids. The transcript is spliced from 7 exons.